This is a messenger RNA of Oxyura jamaicensis (ruddy duck), 2352 nucleotides long. RefSeq names its product cytotoxic and regulatory T cell molecule (gene CRTAM). The coding region runs from base 59 to 1492 and encodes 477 amino acids. Gene Ontology annotation, cellular component: plasma membrane. The transcript has 13 exons. The record is from RefSeq and is a predicted model, not a curated record. Gene Ontology annotation, biological process: detection of tumor cell; positive regulation of natural killer cell mediated cytotoxicity directed against tumor cell target; cell recognition. NCBI's taxonomy places the organism in Eukaryota, Metazoa, Chordata, Aves, Anseriformes, Anatidae. Gene Ontology annotation, molecular function: signaling receptor binding.
UCGGCUGCCCCGGCAGGGAGAGGAAGUCUGCUCAGGCAGCCCGCACCACCACCACAACAUGAAUUUCACCACGGCGCUCCACAUCGCAGCUCUGCUCCUGAUGCAAGGGGAUUUUGCAGAAGCUAGCAGUGAAACCGUAACUCUGCAGGAAGGAGAGGACCUAAAUCUCAGCUGCACCCUCAGCGGCGAGGACAGUUCUGUCAGGCAGUGGCUAAACCCUCGUGGCUUCGCAAUUUUUCUUGACGCCCAGCGGGUUUUAAGAGAUCAGAGGUACAAACUUAUCCAUUAUUCAGAGGAUGAAUUAUCCAUCCGACUGUCUAAUGUAACAGUGCACGACGAAGGCGUAUACAAAUGCUUCUACUACGGCACCCUGUUCAAAGUCAAGACGACGACUGUUGAGGUGUUAGCUGCUCCUUCUAAACCUGUACUGGAAGCAUCCCAAGACACAGAAAGAGGCAUUAAGCUGUCUUGCUCUACUCGAGGAAGUAAACCACGGCCCCGGAUUACCUGGCUGUUGGAUAACGGGAUACAGCUUCCAGGUGACACUGCGCACAAGUUAGAAGCCAAUGGGGAGAAAUGGACCACAACCAGCACGCUGACAGUCCUCGCCUACGGGCCCAACUCAACAGCCAGCUGCCUCGUUCACCACAAAGCAUUAAGAGAAGAGAAGCUGGCUGUGCCUUUCCGCUUUGAGGACCUCCCUGGGACAGUGACAAACACAUAUCCUGCAUCAACUGCACAAGAGGUGCUUACACGCGCCUCUGAGCAUGAGCAGUCUACAGUGACCGCAACAGAGUCAGAUCUGGACGACAGUACAGACUUCUCCCCAAGCUACCCACAACAUAAUGGCUCCAACCAGCCAACCAUCCCUUCUGCAGUACCAGAGAAUCCAGCAGUUCUCAGCUCAGCAUCAACUACAACUCAGCAAAACCUCCAACCAGCUGUCACACCUACUUGGCACGAAGCAACGUCAGCUGCAGCAGGAGAGGAAGAACUGUCCGGUACCCCGCGUUACCAUGUCCCAAACGACACUGACACGGCAUUCAAUGGCACAGUCACAGAAGAGGAACUUCCCAGGACAGAAGCCUCACCCCCACGCGAAAAUGUAACUCAGAUUUCCAUCAUCACCUUUGAGCAAGAUGUGGUAUCUGAAGGCAUCCAAAAGGAGAAGGAUCUCCUGCUGCCAAGCUUGGUGGCUGUUCUGAUUUUCAUGUUGCUCGUCAUCGUUGUGCUUUUUAUGAGGAAGCUGAAAAAAGCUCAUGGAGUGUGGAAGAGAGAAAAUGAUAAUUCAGAGCAGACGCUGGAGAGUUAUAAAUCCAAAUCCAAUGAAGAAAGUCCAGGCCAUGAGAAGAAUGAACAAGUUGUCCAUCAGAAGUCCAACGUGCAAUACGUAACAGAAGGAUAUGCGGAAAAACCACAGAAGAAUCCAGGAGAGAAAAACAUCACAAUAGCUGAGAAACUGUUUACAUGUGGAAAGGAAACGGAUGUAUAGCAACGUGGUCCUUCUGGCAAACAUACAGAAACACCUCUGUUUUCUGGUAUUUAUCUUAGAGCAUUCACAAACCAGUAUGAUGUCAGGGAGCAGAAGUGCCAGUACCCUCAAUCCCGGAGCCAGUUUGGACUCUUUUCCUCCACACAGUAGGACAGGUAGAUGGGACUGCUGCUCCUACCAACCUAUUAGCAAUGAACACUGAUGUAGCUGUAGCUAUCAGAGGAUUUAAUUGAUCACUGCCAGAAUUAUGGCUCAUCCAUCCACCCUGAUUGCUAUCAGGGUCCUUGCAAGGGAGUACGCAAUUAGUCCCAAGGACCACAGGAUAUGGAAAUAUUCCUGCAACGCUUCUGCCACUCUGCAAGCACAGGACUGAGGAGGAAACCCUGGGAGAUGGAAACCAACUGGGACUUCUAUGAACUCAUUCUGACAGCCAGACUAUAUCAAACCAAGCAGGAAAGCACCCUGAUGUCUAAGGUGUUAAACAAAACAGUUGUCCCCCUUGGAAGUCUUAAAACAAGGGGUUGGCAAAGGUGAAGAGGAAGGACAGCGUUACACGUGGGACACCCCAAAUCCAGGGAGGAAGGCACUUGCCUGUGAGGGGGCAAGCUGCGAGAAUCACCACGACGUUUCAUCCGCAGAGCCCUGCGAUGCCACCACCGGGAAUCUUUUCGUUUGCAGGAGCCACGUACUGGGGUUCUGUACGAUAAAAGCAACUUUCAGAUAUAAAGGAAAUUUAUAUUCCUCUACAGAAGAAAGCUGUAUUUAUUUUUCUUGUGAGAGAUGAUUAUUUCUCAUCACAAGUGAGAACAAUGCUGAAAACUCUUUUUGAAUACUGGAUUAAAUAAAUGCUCUUGAAACGA